Molecule: messenger RNA, 735 nt
Organism: Monopterus albus (swamp eel)
Lineage: Eukaryota; Metazoa; Chordata; Actinopteri; Synbranchiformes; Synbranchidae
Product: olfactory receptor 52E4-like
Exons: 1
Biological process (GO): G protein-coupled receptor signaling pathway; detection of chemical stimulus involved in sensory perception of smell
Cellular component (GO): membrane
Molecular function (GO): odorant binding; G protein-coupled receptor activity; olfactory receptor activity
Source: RefSeq, a predicted model, not a curated record
AAUGACCUUAUGGGCUCCUCAGCACUUUUUCCACAGGUUAUCAAAGAAAUCUUGACAAACAGCAGGACAAUACAGUACUCAGCUUGUGUUGCUCAAGCUUUUUUUAUUCACAUCUAUGCAGGAGGUUCUGUGUUUAUUCUGUCUGCUAUGGCCUACGAUAGAUACAUUGCCAUAUGUUGCCCUUUGAAAUACAACACUGUUAUGACUAAUGCUCACAUUAUGAAAGUAAUCACAGUUGCAUGGAUGAGUAUUUUAGUUUUAAUUAGUGUGCUUUUUUGUCUGCUUUUGCGUUUACCUCGCUGCCGAUAUGAAAUAACAAUAACCUACUGUGAUAAUCCAUCUUUGUUGUCUUUGGCCUGUGCCAACACAACCAUCAAUAACAUUUAUGGACUUUUUACUGUCGCUUUUACACAAGUCAUAGCUAAUGGAAUGAUUUUAUAUACAUAUCUCCAGAUCCUUGCUGCAUGCUUCAGAUCCAAAAGAUCAGACACAAAAGCCAAAGCUUUGCAGACGUGUGCUACACACCUAAUAGUUUUCCUUCUGUUGGAGUGUCUGGGGCUUUUCACUAUCAUAUCAUAUAGAAUAAAUGACAUUUCACCACAUUUCAGGAGAUUCAUGGGGUUGUCAACAUUAAUUUUCCCCCCAACUCUGAAUCCAAUCAUCUAUGGAUUGAAAACAAGAGAAAUUCGAGAAACAGUAGUACGCUUUUUUAGGAAUAAAAUCCUUAUAUCUUAA